AACGAAGCUAUACACGUGAGGUUGGGACCCGGCAGAAAACAGAGCGGUUAUCAUACUAUACACAGGAAAAGAAAUGAGGCAAAGAAAAUCUGAGAACAGACAUGGGAAUAAUACAGAGUCAAAUCCUUCAACUAAAAGAGAGGGAUCUAAGAAUGAGACAAAUGGUAGCUGGUGGGGUUUGCUAAAGUAUUCCUUACUGCUGUUAGUUCCUGGUUUUCUCAAUCAUGCAGCACUUUAUCGUGAGGAUGUAGCACUUAGACCACAAGGGGAAUUGUACGACAUUGGCUGGAAACAAAAAUUGUUUAUGGCUUGUUUAGGGCAUGGUCCACCCACAGUUAUUCUGGAUGCACCAACAGGCAAAUCUUCAGAUGUGUGGGCUUUGGUUGCUCCUCAAAUCGCUAAGGUGGCUAAAGUUUGUUUUUAUGACAGAGCAGGGCUUGGCUUUAGUCAAAGACCUUUGGUGAAUUGGUCUGAUCCAGAACAGGCCAAACGAGGCAAGCUUUCAACAAGUGAGAGAAUGGUGGAAGAUUUUCAAAGACUCUUCACUGAGAGUUCUGAUCAGCCAAAACCCUUUAUACUAGUUGGAGCUGAGUUGGGGGCAGUAAAUGCAAGAUUUUAUACUCAGAUGUUUGAGAACAAUGUUGCAAGCCUAAUAUUGAUAAAUCCACUAGUGGAGGGAAUGUUUGGGGAUGAUUGGACAAGGUUGUGGUUUGAACAAUAUGUGUUGUCUCAACAAGUUUUACAGUUUUCUGCAGCGACGGGAAUCACAAGAUUAGCUCUCAUCCUUGGUUUGAUGAAGGUUCCGUUGCAACAUAAACUAUUGCCAGCAAAUGUUACAAUGCGUCAAAAGUAUCUUUUAUGUAAACCAGGUCAUCUAAGUUCAGGAGUUGAUGAGUUUUUCUUUGCAAAUGAAAGCUUAGCUCAGAUGAGAAUGUUGAGGAAAAUUAAACCAUUUCCACAGUCAGUGGAUGUGUCUAUCAUCAGCAGUGCUGUGUAUGAUGACAAAUUGGAAGGGAACUUACAAAAGGUAUGGUCUAGAGCACAGGAUCAGAUAUCAAAUGUCUUACAUCCAGGAAGUGAAAAGAUUCCUCUUUCAGGAAACAUUCAAUCAGCACUUUUACAACAUUCUGAAGUUAUUGUGAAAGUUAUUACAAAACAUGUUAGUAAAUGGAGGCAAAAACAACACAAACCAAAGAGCUCCUGAUAUACUACCCCAAAUUACUUCAAGACUGUUUUAGAAUAAGUUUAUGUUCUAAGCACACGGAAUAAAAAGUUAAGAAG
Molecule: messenger RNA, 1281 nt
Organism: Pocillopora verrucosa
Lineage: Eukaryota; Metazoa; Cnidaria; Anthozoa; Scleractinia; Pocilloporidae
Source: RefSeq, a predicted model, not a curated record